AUGGCAAAAUUGUCAGCGCAGCUUGAAUCCCUGCAAAGAGAGGACACAAGCGUAAGCAUCAAGCUUCAAAAUGCCGAUCUGGAGGCCGAAGCAAUAAACAAAGAGAUUGAGAACUUGAAGAUGCAGCUAUCUGAAGAAAGUGACUGCUUCCUACCUACUAAAAAGAUAAACAUAUCUCCAGCUUCUGAGAGGGAUGUGAAUAACUGAAAGGAAUCCAACCCAAAGAGCACUUUAUGGCAGUGCAGUGUAGAGCCGCUUUUACCUCUGUAACAGUAUCAUGGUUUUGUACUGAGAAGUGUGACUGCUUCUUUGAGUAAUGCCUUCUGUGCCAUGUGGAGCUCUCCAACAGAUACUUGAAUAGUGCUAGUGCUUCAUGUAUUGUUUUCUAUAUUCAUCUUCAUUUCUACUUCUUGAUGUACUAAGCAUUGGGAAGAACUCGAUAUUCAAACUUCUGUCUCUGUUUUGAGUAUUUGUUCUGUUACCCUCUUGCAUCCAAAGUGAUAAAUGAAAAUGAAUA
Molecule: messenger RNA, 517 nt
Organism: Elaeis guineensis (African oil palm)
Lineage: Eukaryota; Viridiplantae; Streptophyta; Magnoliopsida; Arecales; Arecaceae
Source: RefSeq, a predicted model, not a curated record